Molecule: messenger RNA, 1240 nt
Organism: Tachysurus fulvidraco (yellow catfish)
Lineage: Eukaryota; Metazoa; Chordata; Actinopteri; Siluriformes; Bagridae
Product: E3 ubiquitin-protein ligase TRIM39-like
Exons: 9
Coding region: 321-1172 (283 amino acids)
Molecular function (GO): protein binding
Source: RefSeq, a predicted model, not a curated record
AAAUAAUAUUUAACGGUUUUAUAUAACGGUUAUUUCAUUACCAGUGUAGACUUCUAUAUCGUCGACACUUCUAUAUCGUCGAUUUUUUUUCAAUAUGGAACAUUUAGACACGACAAUUUUAGUUUGUAAAAUUAAUAAUUUAUAUUUAUUCCCUAUUAAUUAAUAAAUUGAGCAUUGUAUGUAUAGUAUUUUGGACCAGAGAUAAACUGCAUAUUUAUUUAUCGAUCAGUUUUACUUUUUUUUUUUCCGAGAAUUAAUCAGCAUAUAAAAAAGAUUAUAAAUAUUCACAUUUGUCCACUAGAAGGCGCUGUUGUAAGCAGAUGGCCGUGAAUAUUUCCCUCUCGAUCAUCAACGAUGCAGAGGAGGGUAGCAGCCAGCAAAAUGUCCUUUCUCCACAAGCUGCACCAAUACAGGGUACAGAAGCUAACACCACAGACAUGGUCACUCUGCGGAGGAGGACUGUGAAAGUGGCAUUCAUGGUCAACCUCGUCAUUAUUCUCGCCCUCCUCGGUGGAGUCAUUAUCACUGGAUAUAGAUUAAAGGAAGUGAUUGAUCAGCUUAACACAGAUGUUUAUAAGGACUUCUCAGAUCUGUCGAGAAAAGAGGGCAUUGUUCCAGAAGAAGUGUGGAGUUGGAUCGUAGCAGCUAAAGCUGAUAUGAAUCUUAACCCACAUUCGGCUCACUAUCUUCUCGAAGUAAGCAGCGAUGGUAAAAGUCUCUACCAAGCGUCUUUAGACAGUCCUCCCAGAGUCCCUACGAUUGAGACAUACCUACUGUGUAUCUGUGUUUCAUCUAAGAACCAGCUGAACUCCAGGGUUUACUUUGAGCUGAUGGUGACACAGCGUGUUCCGUGGACUCUGGGGCUGCGUACCGAGUCUUUCAAUGCAGACAUAAGCCCUGAUACAGAUCCUGAUGCUGGCAUCUGGACGAUUGCCUCAGCAGAGGGUAAAAUAAUAAUCAAUGAUGGUAAUGCCAGUCCCACACUGCACGUCAUCCCGGCUAUGCUUGGACUGUAUUUGGACUACGCAAGAGGUCAAGUGUCCUUCUACGAUUCAGUGGCUAAACGUCACAUACACACUUAUCUUACCACCUUUAAUGAAAAACUUCGUUUCUAUGCAGCUGUUCACGUUGAUAUGCAGGAGAGCCACGGCAUACUCAUUUCAUUUGUUUAAUUCCUUUUGUUUCAUUUGUUUUGGUGCACUAUUCAUGAACUUUUAUAGUAAAUCAAAGCUGCUUUACU